CCUCCCUAGCUGUCGAGCCAUUUUGGCUUCAUGCGCCAUUCAACAACUUUCGUAAAAUUGAACGGAGCCCGCCUACAAACCCUGCUUCGAGUACUCUUCAUACAUCUGUGGACAUAGCAAGAAGUUAACAACAGUUGAAAAUGCCCUCUUGUGUUGCCUUCAACUGCAAGAAGCGAACAGCUGAGAAAGGAGCCACGGUUUCUCUUUUCCGAUUUCCUCACCAUGAUAAGGCAAGGAUGCUUAGCUGGGUCCACAACAUAAACCGCAAGAAUUGGAUGCCGUCCCCAGACUCACGCUUAUGCGCUCUACACUUCACCGAGGAAUGUUUUCACCCUUCCUGUGGGAGAAGCCUGCUGAACUCAAAUGCUGUCCCAACUAUUUUUGCCUACCCCGGUGUCAAUACAUCAUUCAAGAAACCUGCAGUUAGUCACACAUCAUCCAAAACACAAGCGGUAAGUAUGCACACAGAGAUAACUGACACUGUGAACUUUGAUCACCCGUACUGCUGCAAGCCUGUGAGUAGUCCUACCCCCCCUGGCGAAGUCGCUCCAUCUACAGACGUAACCAAUGUUGUGGAACAAAUGAACUGCACCACCACUGUGACCACAAAUCAGAACAGUGUUAGUGUCACAGAAGUAUCAGAUGGUCAUGGGUCCACAGCCCCUCUUCAAAACGUGACAGUUGAAGGACAAACGCCAUUUGGGAAUAUCCUUUCGGAAACUGCUAAAUCUCCAGAUGCACAAAUAACAAUUCGAAAAUUACAAAUGAAAGUUCAUAACAUGGGAAGGAAAUUGGUCAUCAGCCGCAAACGUCUGAAAGUUGAAAAACAGAAGAGCAGACGAUUAAAUACGAGGAUUUCUUCUUGUUCUGCCGUGAUCCAAGAGCUAAACCAGAAACUUGGACAAAUGAAAGAAGAGGUGUUGGUAAUGGCUAAAAACAAUUCCAAAAGCAAUCCCAAAAGUAAGCCUAAAAGCAAGCCUAAAGGCAAUCCUCAAAGUGAUCUUCAAAGCGAACCUCGAAGCAAGCCCAAAAGCGAUCCUCAAAGCAAGCCAAAAAGCAAGCCUAAAAGCAAGGUACCAGGAAACGACUUACAUUGAUAUAUCUUUUUGGUAGGCCUUUCUUUUAGGCUGUGAAAUAUGUAAAAUGGCUCCUUUCCCCGUCCAUAGCAGUACACCACUUGGCUUCCUGCUGGUACUCCUUUCUGUGUCUCCAAACUAUGGGCUUUAACCCGGCAAGAAAAACAAAACCAGGAUCAGAGAAAUUAACUAAAUCAAAAUGUGAUGUGUCCAAGCCUUUGCCCUGCUUGUUAGCCUGGUUGCUACUAGCUGCAACUGAACCAACUUUAGGGAAAGGUUAGUUGUGAACUAAAAACAGCAAAAGUCAAUCUGUCAAUCUUUUUAAAAAAAAACUUCAUGAAUUCGACCUCUGCCUAAUCCUAUUGGUCAACAUUUGUCCUUUUCGGCUCCUCAGAUUAUCUUAAGGGUCUCGCAUACUUUGAACCAGUGUAACAGAUUACAUUUCAGCCCAAAGUCUAGUUUGUACGAUUCAGAUGUAAAAAACAAAUGUACCAACAAAUGAAAGUGGACAGCUAUUUAACAAGAGUAGCAGUCUGCGAGUACAGUUGUAUUGACAUUGUUUCCAACUAAAACUACAGUAGGCAUGAUGUGGUCGAUCUCUUUGUAUAGGCUUGGGAUUUUGCAUUGGCCUCUAUUUCCUAGCCUGAAAUGGAGGCAAAACUGUUUUUGCGUUUGUGUGUUCUUUGUGUUGCUGUGUCAUUAUUUCUUAGAUAAAGAGGGCCAUAUCAAGUGCAUCGGACCUUGUGGUAUGCAUACCUAGACAGGAUCCAUUCCACAAGGUGCAGAAGACUUUAACAUGGUGGUGCAAAAAAGUAGUUGGUGAUCUCAUGCCUAGGAACGACUAAGUAAAGGAAUAACUUGAGUGCAAAAAUGACUUUGAUUCCACCUCAGACUGAUCAGAUCCUGAACUCUCAACCAGAACGAAAUAUUUAUGGCUUUACUGUUCUGCCAAGCAAAUCAUUUUGUUGACGCUACUCUGCUGUCUGCGCAUAUUUUAUUCAUUAUAUGCAGACAUUUGCUGGGAAAUGUAACACAGCUUCAUUAUAGAAUUUAUGACUUAGAAAUAGAAAUUGCUUUACAUCUUUAGACAUUCAAGACUCAUUGUUAGAAUCAUUCGGUUUGCACAACAUUCUGACCCAACCUCUGUAUGCAACAUUUUGGAAUAACAGUUGUUCUGACAUCUCCAAAAUGUAUGUUACUUCUCCAUCAUCCAUUUGUGAAUGUUUUUGAUGAUAAGCUGUAUCUGAUUUAGUCCAAGUCAAUAUCCAAGGUGUUGUGUAAUUAUAUAGUGAGUAUGUAAGAUCCACAAAGAUUCGCCAAAAUUCUGGAUACAUGAUGAUGCUUGCUUUACUGCAGUACAGUUACAAAUUAGUUCCCGGUAGUAAAUUGGGGCUCGAGACGAACAUCAUCCUGUUGUAGAUAGAAAUUCACAAACCUCGUGAACAACAAAUCUUUGUUGAAAUUGGCAGAAGACUUAGUUAACCUUAGCUGUUUGCAGCAAGUGGGGUGUGGCGCCAUAGAGUUGCUCUAUGGUCAUUUCAUGCUCUAUUCAGUCAAAUGAAAAUUGGGCAAAGAUCAGUUAUAACCAGGUUAUAACAUUAUCAUGGUGAGUUCAAAUGUGGUCUUCUACAAAUAUUUUGUUUACAGUUUUAAUGAGUGAAAUUCACCAGCUUAAUGCUUCAACCACACACUACUGACACAGCAUAGGAAAACACAUUAAAGCCGGUACAUACUUUCCGCAUCUGCUGCAGUCACACAAGUGCAUGUGGUUUCACUAUGGAGUACAAUUGAGGGUUUGCGUCCGCAGGGCAUUCAGGCGUAUUGCUUUGUUUUGCUUUGAGUUCAACGCUUUUUGGAUCACUUUGAAUGCCUUUUAAGACUAAUUAUGUUCAUGUUGAUUGCAGCCUUAACACAACUUCUCUUUAGUACAAUCACUCCGUUGGUUCACUUCUUAAGCUAGACUGGAGUGUGUAACAAAACAGGACCAUAAGCUCUUUGUAUGCGUAAAGUACGCUCAGUCACACAUUCUUGCUGCAAUCGGACGGUCCAGUGCACAAGCCAAAUGACCUAUUUGGUCACAAGGGCCUUAGCAUACCCUCAAAGACACGCAGACACGAAAAGUAUGAAUUGGCCUUUACUAUAGCCAAAUGAGUAAUAACUUGUUAUGCUCAUCUGAUGUAACCAGUGGUAAAGCAAAAUCAGCAAGCUAGCUUACUAGCACUCUUUCUGCUAGUUAGCUUUUACAAAGGUUAGAGAUUUUACUCCAAUGACAACAUAAAACAGUUCAACAUAAAUUGUAUUCCCAUUUGAUUUGACACACUAGUUGCAAUAACUCUAUUAAUAGGGCAUUGGGGAUCUUCUAUAGUGCUACAGGACUCAUGCUUAAAACCUGGAAAUGUGUUAUCUUUAGCUCUCACUCAUCUUAAAGUCAAUGGCAUUGUUGAAUUUGUAAAGAUUGGUGGAUGUUUGGUUAUGUUGCUCAUAUUUCUAACUUCAACUAUACAACUCAAAAACAUAUUUUGGUAGCAACUGAUAUGUAUGACCACAUCCCCCUGUUUAUGGCCACGUUUUCAUCAAAGGACCCAAAGAAAACCUGUACUUUCUCUGCAAAAUCAAAUAUACAGCAUUUUUAAUGCUAAGCUUCCAUGUUUGAUAAAUGGAAUGUUUUGGUUCGACAUGUUGAUUUUAUAUCAAGAAUGAAACUUAUGCUGAGGUUUGUUCGGCUGCAAUGUAUAUCUAUAUAAAUACCUUUUUUGUUAAAAUAAGGAUAUUAUCAUCUAUUUUGUAUGAAUGUUUGAUUCAUUUUUGGUUCAGGUUUUGUUCAGUGGUUUAUAUCAAGUUCGGUACUGUUCUGCAGCUGAGCCCUACUUUCAAAUAUGUAAGAGAAUAAAAAAUGUGAAGUAAGCGAUAUAAACUGUAAUUCUAUUAAAGUAAAAAAGAAAUGAAAUCAAACAGUUUUACAGAUGGGAGUGGGCAGCAGUUCACAACAGUGAAAACAUACCCCUGGACAGGUGUCUAAAAUAACUUUUUAAGCAACCCACAGAUGGCUCUCUUCCUCCUCUGCUCGUCCUGCUUGUGCUGCAUGUCCUCUUCUGCCUCUGGUUGCUCAGGGCGACACAAAGGGAUUUUGGUUUCCCGGACUGCUUCACCACUGAGCCACCUGGAAGGACGCCUCCAGCUCUGAUGCACGCUGUACUGUAGGUCUGCAACAAGAAACUCCUGAAACAUGUAGACUUUGAGAAAAGACACUCCUCAUCCAACGAGUCCUGGAAAAGCUGCCACAACAACCCCUACCUGAGCCUAAAAGGGUCUGAAUUGAUCCAGCGCCGUGCUGAGAGAGACAUGGAGAAUAUCUCUUUGAGCCCCAUGGGAGCUGUCGAGGUCCCUGAGAGAGCCUGCUGCCACUCCCGCCAGCGAAACUCCUCUGUCUCUCACAACUGUUCUGUUUUCACCAUUUUAUGUCAGAUGCUAGACAUUUUCCAAACUUACAAAGUGUUAACUAACACGUUUCAGACCAAAAUGUCCAACUUGAAAAAUUCAUAAUUAAUAUUUGAAUUUCUUUACCACAUUUCUUUGGUGCUUUUUUAACUCAACUGCAGAACAGUGCAUUGGCCAAUUAAAUUGACCAAACAAUGAUAUCAGUCAAUUAUUUCACCUGUUUACACAAUCUGAGCUUUCAAUCAUCUUCCAUUAGUUCAUCAUUUUCGUUCUGUUUUGACAUUGAGUUUGGAAGUUAGAAGUGGAA
This is a messenger RNA of Notothenia coriiceps (black rockcod), 4821 nucleotides long. Its product is annotated as THAP domain-containing protein 5-like. The transcript is spliced from 3 exons. Gene Ontology annotation, molecular function: sequence-specific DNA binding. Bases 141 to 1097 code for a protein of 318 amino acids. NCBI's taxonomy places the organism in Eukaryota, Metazoa, Chordata, Actinopteri, Perciformes, Nototheniidae. The record is from RefSeq and is a predicted model, not a curated record.